GGCCUCUGGACUUGACACACAAAAUACGCGAUCACGUGUGAAUAUGCUGGGUGGCUGGACAAUCGACAGCUCCGCCGUAAAGCGCGUUGUUCCAAUGUUCUUACAUUUCUCCCGAACUUAUUUGCGAUAAAACGAAGCUCAUAAGAAGAAAUUACUGAUGGCCUCCGAAGGUAAUUCUUGGCGGCAGUCCAAACCGGCGAAUUUGCUCAGUUUGCUGACCUACUAUCCGGUAUGGGGCACUCUCUUGUCAUAUUUAUGCCUGGCCGACUUCUUGGUGCUGUUCCAAGUGAGCAAAGGAAUCCGCCGCAAGCUCAAGGACAACCUAGGACGGAAAUGCUUGAACAUUGACAUCCUACUGAGCAACUUCGUAACCCACCCUGAUAUAUUCCGAUCUCAGCUAGGAAAGCACGAUGCCUUGAUCUCAGGAGGGUUCGCCCUUAAUUUCUUCGAGUUGAGCCGUUGGACAGUACUAAAUAUGGACGUUUUCGUCCCAUCUGGGGUCCACGCGACUGAGUUCACAGACUACAUAUGCAAACAUGAGGGUUAUAAGGCAAGCGAGGAAUACAGCCAGGAAGCUGAGACAGGUCGAGGUCAUUUCAACUUCAACAGUGGCAAGCGGCCCGGCAAAACCCUUCGAGUAACAGUGACAGAUGGGCCCCCAAUUCAAACUAUUCUUGAUUCCUCGUACACAACAGCGAGCAUCAAUUUCAUCACAUGGAAUAAGGCGUACUCGAUCUUCCCUAUACAAACCGUUAUCCAUCACAAACUCUAUGCACUUAAGCCUAUGGAUGAGGACUUUGGCUCAGUCCUGAAUGAGCUGAGCAAUCAAGGCUGGACGACUCGAGAUAUCAUAUGGCCGGAAUUAGCUGCGGAUGCUCAGUCCCAUGAAAUUAGUGGCUAUCGCCGAGUCGGUGAUCAAUCCACUUUGGUUAUCCUGCUGCAUACCUAUAACGUCCAGAAAGCAUCGACACCGGAUUCCGUGACCGAGUAUGCUCAGUUUGAAGUCUCUACAAACUCUGUACCACCAUUCUUUGAACAGGACCGCUUGCCGAAUACACAGAUUCAAUUGCAGCGGUUAGUAUCACCUGCUUUGCGCUAUGAAUACACGUUUGGCAAAAGUUCAUGGCAUGAUUUUGUGUCCAAAAGACUACAACGCUGGGCCUGGGUCGAGCUGUAUAAACUGGAACCGGGAAAGCGUCCCUUACAGUUCACGGAUGGCAUUCCGCACUACUUUAAUAUUUCCUUUCUACAAGACUUUCAGACGCCGGAGACUUGGGACUACGCUGAUGAUCAAAUUCCCGCAUGGUAUCUAGAAUGGGAGCAAAUUACGAUAGACAGAUCAGACAGAAAGGGUCGAAGCCGACAUCAAGGUCGUCAUAUCUUGUAACCGAACGUAGCACAUUCACGUCGCGCUUUAGCAGAGGUAACGAAUUACGCGCCCUGAGGUAUAUGCUAAGCCGUAAGCAGAAUGAGAGUAGGUUUCGUCAGUGUAAGGGUCUCACUGUAGGGAAUCUCCAAUCGUGAGGCAAACAUUGAAUUGUUGCUAUGAAGGAGGAAUCUAUCUAAAGUGUGCGAGGCGUUAUGUCCUGAUGCUGCACAGCAAACGGGCCACAAGGCAUCCAGGUCCGCGGACCUCUGAUCCAUCACAGUCAGAGUUGGUACACUGUUAUAGAGAGAUUAGGGUUUCACGUUGUUUGGAGAACCAUCUUGAGCGCCUGGGGCUUUCUGGCUCCGUUCUUAGACUGCGGCUGAGUGUUUGUGGGA
Eremomyces bilateralis CBS 781.70 is the source of this 1764-nucleotide messenger RNA. RefSeq lists its product as uncharacterized. The transcript is spliced from 2 exons. The record is from RefSeq and is a predicted model, not a curated record. NCBI's taxonomy places the organism in Eukaryota, Fungi, Ascomycota, Dothideomycetes, Eremomycetales, Eremomycetaceae. Bases 158 to 1387 code for a protein of 409 amino acids.